Molecule: messenger RNA, 1825 nt
Organism: Ectocarpus siliculosus
Lineage: Eukaryota; Phaeophyceae; Ectocarpales; Ectocarpaceae
Source: the annotation of a GenBank genome assembly
AUGGUCUCCCUGAAACGAGCCCUCCGACUCUACCUUCAGCAGGCUCCUCUGGAGGCACUCGUGGGGGAGCUCAAAGCUUCCGCGGCAGAAAGCCGGGGGGAGGACGAAACUGGACUACGGUCGUCGACGUCGUCGUUGUCGUCGUGGACCUCCCUUGGUUUUCAGGAGAGGGUUGCGACGGAGCUGCUUGACUGUCCAAUCGCGGCGGAGUUUACUCCUCGCUUGGAAUACGUCUCCCGGGUCACCAAGGUUCUUCUAGAGGCGGUCGAGACGGCAGGAGACGAGCCCGCCGAGGGUCUCCUACUCGCCAGGAUGGCGUGCGUGUCUUCGCUCCGGGGGGGGGGAGGGCACAGCGACGACACCGCUUUCGAGUCGUUCUGGUUCCCUCGCCGCGCCGCACUCUGCGACAUCAUCAGCACCGGCAGUGAUUACUCUGCCAAGGGUUUCCAGGAAGAGGAAGGCGGUACGUUCUUUUCGUUCCGGGUGGCCAACCGGGACAACGAGGUAGGCCUUCGAGUCUGGGAGGCAGGGCGAGCUCUCGCGGAGUUCUGCCUGGCGCACUCGGGCUUGCUGCGAGGGAAGAGAGUGCUGGAACUCGGCGCGGGGAUCGGCAUGACCGGCAUGGCUGUGGCUGCCACUUGCGGAGCGGCGGAGGUCGUCCUGACGGACUACGCGCCCAGAGUGCUCGCUAACCUUCACCACAACCUGGAAAUCAACCGCGCGCUGCUGGAAGCUGGCGCCGGCCAGAGCAACGGCAACAACGACAAACCCUCAACAACGCCUUCGGGCGUGUCCGUCCGAUUUCUCGACUGGACAGACUACUGCCACCACAAGGCCUCCUCCGUACCGCCAGCCGGCGGCAGCGGCGGCGACGGCGGCGGCGGCGGCGGCGGCGGCGGCGGCGGCGUUAGGGCCGACGCAACGAGCGGCGGAACUGCCGACGGCUCGCGAGCUGACGAGGACGACGAUGGCGGGGGUGGGUGUCUAGGAGGCGGCUGCUCCUCCACAGCGGCGGCGGCGGCGGUGGGAAGUGGAGAAGGGGGGGCGAGACAUACUGGGAGUGGCGGGGGCAGCGAGUGCGGGGACGGUGGGGGCGAUUCGCUUGGUAUGCCGGAGGUGGUUCUGGCUGCGGACGUUGUGUACGACGUAAAGUAUCACUCCGCGCUCGUAGGAGUGGUGGUGGAGACGCUGCGGAGAUGCCCCGAUGCCCUCAUCGUGUUCGCGUCUACGCUUCGGAACUCCGAGACAAUGGCAGCUUUUCACCGGUGCCUCGAAGAAGCCGGGAUCGUGUGGCAAAGCGUGGGUUUCCCUUCCUCCGAGGAGGCCUUGGCGAGCCAAUCGGACAGCUCGCCGCCGUUUCGAGAAAAGGCUCGAGGAGAGUCCGCGUCCGACGGUAGCAGCCGCUACCCAACGGCUGUGCGGGGAUCAAGUCGUGCGGACUCGACAGAACUGUUGUGGUGUCACCCAGGAGACUUGGAGCGGGUGAAGUUUUGCGUUUGCGGGCGGGGGCGAGGGCUUGUCGAGCCCGUAUAGGGAAUGUCUGAUUGUGUUUUCGUGCUUCGAUGGGGGAGCCAGGGUUCAACACCUUCCUUACAGGAGCUGUAUAGACGUAGGGAAUGUCUGACUGCUGCUUGAGUUUUCGCGUUUCCAUGGAAGCCAGUAUCCGAGAUGAGGUACACCCACAUGGCUGGGCGUAGUAAGGAGCUGGAGCCUGGAGGACGUUUUCGCAUCCAUGCCUCCGAAGAUGUGCACCUUGAACGUGCUGCCGAACGCCGCACGAGAAUUAACGUAGAGUUGGAUGUUGGAAAUGAGAAUCGAUCGUGUC